AUGAGCUACUACAGCGGCUACUACGGAGGCCUGGGCUAUGGCUAUGGCGGCUUUGGAGGCCUGGGCUGCGGAUUUAACAGCAUCCGCAGACUGGGCUACGGCUCUGGCUUCAGAGGCUUUGGAUAUGGCUCUGGCUAUGGAGGCUUCAGAGGCUUCGGAGGCUUCGGAGGCUUCGGAUAUGGCUCUGGCUAUGGCUCUGGCUUUGGAGGCUACGGAUAUGGCCACCGCCGCCCUUCCUGCUAUGGAGGAUAUGGGUUCUCCAGCUUCUACUGAGUGAAUUGCUGAUCUUAAGACUAUCAUUAUUUUGUCCUUCUUUAGAGAGGAAAACGCUCUCAUUGUUAUAGAGAUGAUAUCUGUGGUUUAUUUUCUUCUUGCUCUGGAAGAAACUGGCCUUCACUUACUCUGGAAGAAUCUAUAAUCUCCCCAUUGAAUUUAUGGCUUCAUCUAUUAUAUUCAGUCAAUAAUGUUG
Arvicanthis niloticus (Nile rat) is the source of this 469-nucleotide messenger RNA. Its product is annotated as keratin-associated protein 19-2-like. NCBI's taxonomy places the organism in Eukaryota, Metazoa, Chordata, Mammalia, Rodentia, Muridae. The record is from RefSeq and is a predicted model, not a curated record.